AUGUCGAAAAGCCAAGUAAAUUUAUGCAAAUUGAUUAUUCGGGAAAAUUUUGCUGAAAUUGCAGAGAAACUAUGUAGCAUCUUACUGGAAGUGGGCCCUUGUCCUUUGAAAUAUCUUGUUUUUCAAAGUGGGUUCAAACACGAACAGGUGAAAAAGAUUUUGGCUUGUCUUAUUUACCAGCACAUUGUGAAAUUUAGUCCCAAUAAAAAGGGCUAUGUUGAAUAUAACAUCAAUGUGGAUAUUAUAUUGUGUCGUGUACGUUUUCCUUACUUCAUUUAUACUGCCAAAACAUUGUAUGGUGAUGCUUCAGAGUUAUUGGUAGAGGAGAUUCUUCAUCGAGGACAGGACACAAUGGAUAAUGUUGUCAACAAAGUCACUGAACGCCUUAAUGAUGCUCUUGAAGCCUCUGGUCAUCCCAAAAUUUCUUCAACUUUAGUCCGUGAUAAAUUUCACAGUCUUGUCCAAACCCAUUUUAUACAACGAUGCCUAACCCCUGUACGAGAUACUUCUGGCAAAGUUGUCUCGCUUGGUACAGCUGAAGAUGUGGAAAUCCGACAUGUCAUUCCUGAUAAAGCCAAAAAACGGAGGAAUUCAGAUGAGCCACCUUCUUCAAAAUGUCAAAGAACCAGUGGUAACAGUGAAAAUAUCCAGUGGCAAGUGAACUUUGAUCGAUUCCAUCAACAUUACCGGGACCAGCUAAUAAUUUCAGGAAUGGUAAAUAAAGUUGACAAAAAAGCCUCUGAAAUCAUUCGGACAAUGCUGAGAAUUGGAGAGGUUAGUUCAUCUCCUGAUGCCCUCUCCACUGCUCCUAUCUCCAUAAAUGAAAUUUUCCAUAACCUCCCCAAAGAUUUAGGAAUCACAAAACCAAUUCUUGAACAGUAUUUAUCAGUGAUGUGUGAUGAUUCGGAAUUUGUAACCCGAUCUGGAGACAGUGGUGGAGGAAUAUAUGAAAUAAAUGUCUACAAGUCACUGACUGCUCUGUGCAAGAGUCACAUUCAGUCUGUUGUUCAGGAAAGAUUUGGUUCAAAAAGUCUCAGAAUUUUCCGGAUUUUACUUCUAAAGAGACAUCUAGAACAAAAACAGAUUGAAGAAUAUGCCAUGAUUCCUGCCAAAGAAGUAAAAGAAUAUUUGUACAACAUGUUCACAAAUGGUUUUAUUACAGUAACUGAGGUGUCCAAAGCACCUGACCAUGCCCCUUCACGGACAUUUUACCUUUUUACUGUUGAUAUUCAACAAGUUGCUCGGAUGCUUCUUGAACGUUGUUAUCAGGCUCUGUCCAAUGCUAUGUUACGCAGAGAACAUGAAGUAAAAGAACAUAGGCGUUUGUUAGACAAACAACAAAGAGUGGAAGCCAUCAUAGCCUCACUUGAUCAGAGUGGUGUGGAUGAAACUCAAAAAGCAGAAGUCGAACAAACCAUUACACCUGCUGAAAGGACACAAUUGGCCAAAGUUAAACAUGACAUCAACCAGUUAGAUCAAUGUGAAAUACAAUUGGAUGAGACAGUCUUCCUCUUGCAGAUGUACUUAUUUUAUUGCAGACAAAACUGUCAGAUGAGCUGA
Acanthosepion pharaonis is the source of this 1560-nucleotide messenger RNA. The record is from the annotation of a GenBank genome assembly. Lineage: Eukaryota; Metazoa; Mollusca; Cephalopoda; Sepiida; Sepiidae.